AUGGCUCAGACACCGUGCAUUUCCACAGUUCACGGGUUCACGAACGACACUUCCCCAAACCAAACCAUGAACGACAUCUUCGCUCCCCUCGAAGACAUCCACUUCGACGCACAAUUCUCAACAUUGUUGGAGCUUUCCUAUCAAGACUCUCAGAGUCUGAAGAAUACACAAUCCCCGCUCCCUUCAAGAUGGGCAAACAGAACUAUCUUCAUCAGCUCCGCCACCACUUCCACUGAUGGAUGCGUCGACGCCAGCUCACUUCCCUCACACGGAACCAAACAUGACCCGACAUUGCGUUCGGUUGAGGACCAAGACAGGCAGAACACAGAGUUUGAAAGCCUUGGUUCUCUUUCUGCCACGGGCGACUCGCAUGCACAACUACGAGAGGAAAUCUACAGAUGGCUUGCACUAACAGAAGAUUCUCCUCGGUUGUCGUACGCGAGACCGAGUGAACCUGAAGAGAGUGAUUCUCGCACUUGCCCAACCCCGUUCCGACGGGGAGUCGAGUCGCCUUCUGACAGCAGGGGUUCAUCUGCGAGAAGCCACUCAUCCACCGAAGAUCGGAGCCAAGGAGAAGCUUCUGGGGAAGAGGAUAGCCAACCUGUCGAAAAGUCUAUCCCCCAACGGUUUCACGACGGGUAUCAUGCUGCUCUGUUGCAGAUGCUGCCACCGUCUUCAGUGUAUUCACGGGGAACCCACCCGUCAUUUCAUCGCCAAUACCGCAACAAGGAAGAAUUAGCUUUCUAUGAGGGUCUUUGA
Messenger RNA from Ilyonectria robusta, 759 nucleotides. RefSeq lists its product as uncharacterized. The transcript has a single exon. The record is from RefSeq and is a predicted model, not a curated record. Lineage: Eukaryota; Fungi; Ascomycota; Sordariomycetes; Hypocreales; Nectriaceae. The coding region runs from base 1 to 759 and encodes 252 amino acids.